Messenger RNA from Humulus lupulus (European hop), 913 nucleotides. Its product is annotated as protein AUXIN-REGULATED GENE INVOLVED IN ORGAN SIZE-like. The transcript has a single exon. Bases 445 to 807 code for a protein of 120 amino acids. The record is from RefSeq and is a predicted model, not a curated record. Gene Ontology annotation, biological process: positive regulation of organ growth. Lineage: Eukaryota; Viridiplantae; Streptophyta; Magnoliopsida; Rosales; Cannabaceae.
CCUAUUCUCUCUAUUCUCUCUCCUUCUUUACAAUUAUUAUUAUUAUUAUAAUUAGUAAAAGUAUUAUACAAAUACACUGCAACAACCCAAAAUCCAUCAAAACCAAUCCCAAUACUAACACCAAUACCAUUACCACUUCUCCUUUCUCUUUUUAUCUAAAUCGCAUCGCUUCUAUAUCAACUUCCUUCUCAUUUCUGUGAGGUUCAUUGAUUUUCUCUGGUGAAAGCAGACAAAGGUAUCAUCGUCGUCUUCUUCUUCUUCUUCUUCUUUCUUAUUCUCCUAUUAUUAUAUUAUAAUUGGAUUGGGCUGGGUCGAUCUAGAUUCUUCAAUUGGGGAUUGGAUUCAUGUUCAUCGGUGUUGGUAUAUAGUAAAUGAAUUAUGAAGUGGGUGGGGAUUUAAAAUCAAAAGGACAUCGUUGAAUCGGAUCGGAGGGAGUUGCAUAAUAUGGAUCCUCGAAGAAAGAUGGAGUAUCAAUAUCAUCAUCAUCAUCAUCAUAAUGGAAGCAUAUCAGAACCUGGGAAAGAGAUUGGGAACGGAAAAGGGAUUGGGAUUGGGAUUGGGAUUGGUAUAGGGAAAGUGGGAAGCGGUAGAAGAAGUUACUUCAGCUUGGAGUCAUUGCUAUUGCUGCUUUGCCUCACCGCUUCAUUGCUCAUUCUUCCGUUGAUACUGCCGCCUCUGCCUCCGCCUCCAUUCAUGCUGCUGCUGCUUCCCAUUGCCAUUCUUGGGGUGCUUAUGAUCUUGGCUUUCAUGCCCACUGCUACUUCUUCUUCUUCUUCCUCCUCUAAUCUUACUUAUAGAUACAUCUAAGUCUAAGUCUAAAUGUAAGUAAAUUCCAUUUAUUUCUCAUCAAGUACAAAUUUUUGUAUCUUUCAGAAUCAGAAUACAAAUGAAACAAACAACAACUUCAUUCUAA